Molecule: messenger RNA, 1334 nt
Organism: Hydra vulgaris (swiftwater hydra)
Lineage: Eukaryota; Metazoa; Cnidaria; Hydrozoa; Anthoathecata; Hydridae
Biological process (GO): ubiquitin-dependent protein catabolic process
Molecular function (GO): ubiquitin protein ligase activity; zinc ion binding
Source: RefSeq, a predicted model, not a curated record
GUUAUCUAUUUUUUAAAGCAUUAUAAUAAAAAAGGUUCUGCAAAAUGUUUCAAUGCCUUGAUGCCCAAAGUGAGAAUAUAUCUACUCCUAGUCAGCGUUCUCUUUCAAUUGACUUGCCAGAGCUAAUAUCUGAUUCUGAUGAUGAACAAAACAUGAGAUCAUCAUUAUUGCCUAAUUUAAGUUACCAUGAAGAAGAAGAAUCCAGCAGAUCAACAGCAUCUGAUUCUGACUCAGAUGAUUCCUCUGCAGCUCCCUAUUCGAUAAUGGAUGAUUUUUCUGAUGAUUCUUCAUCUGAUACUUCAGAAGAUGAUUUUAUGUUUGAUGGAUAUUUAUCCGAUGAUUCUUCGAUUGGUGAUUAUGAAUAUGUUGGUGAAAUGGGUGUUUUAGAGGCUUUAAAUCAACAGCUGGAAGCAUUCAGCAAUAUUAUUCCUUCAUUUUUUGGAGUUUCUUUACAGAUGUUAUAUGGAAGAUUAAAUAGUCACUUAUUUGGAGAUGAUGAUAAACCAACUCCUCAACAUAUUUUAGACUCUCUUCCGAGACUCAAAGUAACAAUUGCUCAAUUGGCUUCCAAGGCAUCCUGCUGCAUUUGCUUUGGUGAAUAUACUUUAAAUGAGGAUAUUUUACAGUUUCCUUGUAAUCACUUUUAUCACAGUGCUUGUGUUUUAAAUUGGCUAAAAAUAAAAUCUACUUGCCCAACAUGCCGUUAUGAUCUCACUCAAAUGAUAACUUCGAAUGAUGGUAUACCUGAACCAAACGUGAUAAAUGAUUAUUCUCAGUCUAUAUUUAUUGAUCAGCCAAUUAAUACUAAUGAAAGCAUUGCUCAAAGUUCUUACGAUAUCGUUAAUCCUCCUUCGGCUGACGCAAAUUUUUCAAAUCAUUUUCAUAUUGGCAACUCUAACCGAAAUUCGACCAGAUAUGAUAGUUAUAAUGGUUUAAGCUCUGAUAUAUCUCGAUGCAACAGUUCAAAUAUUGAAACAGCUUAUAGCUCAAACUUAGAUAAUAGAGACGCUUAUUUAUGCAAUGACAUUUCCGAAAUUCGUCGCUCUGAUGUUGAAACUAAUUUAAAUCAAUGUCCGUCAAGGUCUAACGCAGAGCUUCGUUUUAGCGCUAUAUUCGAAAAAGAGGUUGAUAGUUCAUUAAUAAACGUUGAAUCCCAAAGGAAUCUUUCUAAAAUAAAAUCGGGAACCACGUUGAGUGUUCGUGAUACUAAGAAACCCUCUAGAGAAACCGAUAUAUGGUAAAAUAAAAUCACAAAUAUUUCAAUAAAAAUUUUCUUCGUUUCAAAUUUUGUUAUAAAAUUUUUUUCUUUAAUCUUAUAUUAGGUAUUUUGUUAA